AACAGUUUGCCGGAGAUGGCUGGGCGAUCCGGUCUGAAAAUCUGGCUGCUCUACUGGGCCAUAUUCUGGACGCAAUGGCAACACAGUUUGGGCUAUAAUUUGCCCGAAAUGCUGAAGCAGCCGCUAAAAGUCUCGAAUGACCAAUUCGAUGACAGGUGUCGGCACCUCAGCGAGGAGGAGCAGCAACGUUUUGCCGGGAAUUUCAACUUCUUGGAGAAAUCGCAACUGGAGCUGGAGGAACUGCAGCAGCUGCUGAGCAACAAUAGCGGCAUUCAUAGCCCAUUGAAGCGUCGCCUAUGGCUCAGUCUCUAUUGGCAGCUGCGACGCAGCCAUCGCUUUGACAACGACAACAUGUUGCUGCUGGAUUUCGCGUUGAACUUGCGUCGACUGCAAACGGACCCGGAGUGGAAUAGCAGCCAAUUGCAGAAUAUGUUGCAGAGCUUGCCAAAAGCAUUGCAGAUCCUGGUGCGUAGUCGUUGGCUCUGCUUGGCGCACGACAGGGAUCUGAUGUAUCUAAUGACAGCUGGGGCACUGCAGCUGGGCGCCAGUAGCCGUUGCUGCAUGUGGCAGCUGGCGUUGGGGACGGAGCCAUCGUCACAUGGCUGGCUGCGCCUGGAGAAUCUAUGCGACGCCCAAGACGUUUGGUACUUCAAUAUGUUGCAGCAGUUGGAGUCCGGAGUCUACCUAAUGCAGCGUGAGCCCAACAGCAAUUCCAGCAACUAUUGCAGUCGCCUGGGAUCGGGCUAUUAUAAAGAAGUUGCUGGGGCUGAAGCAAAGGAUGUGGAAAAGGAUUGCCAUUGGCAGCUCAACGAUUGCAGCGGACUGCCAAGCCUUCUGCAGAGGUUUUAUGGGGUGUAGCUAGGAUUGUGUCAG
Molecule: messenger RNA, 873 nt
Organism: Drosophila arizonae
Lineage: Eukaryota; Metazoa; Arthropoda; Insecta; Diptera; Drosophilidae
Source: RefSeq, a predicted model, not a curated record